CUUGGCAACCACUUCCUCCGAGCAUCCUCGGCCAUCUUUAAUCUGGGGCCAUUCAAGAAAAGUUGUUUGGCUCAUGUAAACACGCCGAGCAAAACAUUUGCGCACAAAGCGGCGGCAUCGACGGCGCCGGUGCGCACGUUUCCAGCUGCACGCCAAACAGCACAGAGCAGAGCAGCAGAGCAGCAGACUGUCCGCAGAGACUCACUAAACACCGACAGCGAUGAGAAAGAAGCAGACUGCCAAACAGAGGAAGACAGAGGAGACUACAGUUGUCCAGGAGUUUGUGGUAGAAAAGAUCAUUCGCCGCAGAGUCUUUAAUGGAAGAGUCGAGUACUUUCUGAAGUGGAAGGGCUUCACAGAUGCAGAAAACACAUGGGAACCUGAGGACAACCUGGACUGUCCGGAACUCAUUGAAGAGUUUCUGAGAAACACCCACCACUCUGAGGAGAAUGAGGAAGAGUUAAUUCCCAAAGAAGAAAUGACAGAGCAAGAGACAGAAAUUUCCUGUUUGCAGCAGCAGGCUCACACUUUACAGAGAGACGGCGACAUGCUCGAGCCAAGCGAUGAGCAGUCAGAUGCCCCCACCGACCUCAGCACUUACCUCGUGCCUGAAUGCAUCAUCGGCUCCACAGACAGACAGGGAGAGCUCAUGUUCCUUGUCAAAUGGAAGAACUCGGAUGACGUCGCGCUGCUGUCUGCCCGUGAAGCGAGCGCCAGGUGUCCCCAGGUGGUCAUCGACUUCUACGAGCGGAAGCUGACCUGGCACUGUGGAGACGAGGAGCAGUGAAGUGUGUUAGUGUGACUGCAGAGGAGAAACCAGUAAACGUGCUGCGUUCUCACCUUAAGUUUAGUCUAAGCCUCCAUCGAGUGUCCUCCUCCUCCUCCUCCUCCUCUUCCUCCUCCAGCUGACAUUAGAGGCACGCUGUGUGAAAUUACAUCUCGCUGCAGGUGCAAAAACCUCAGAGAGGGCAAAUAUUUAGGGCGUCGAGUCCUGUGGUGCUCAAUAGGAGGUCACUGUGCCUUCUGUGGAGACUGCGAUGGAGACUCAAACUAACCUUUGUGCAGAGCAGCGUAAAAAGUAUAAAAGUCAGACUUGCCUGUAGCAUCUUUGGUCUCGUGUCAUGUAGCUGACACAAUCACUGUGGACGUGCGUUUUCUUUCGAGACUUACUGUUACUUAGUAAUGUAGUAUACACUGUAUAGCCUGAAGGAGACCUAGUGUGUGUGCAUCACUUUGUAUAGAGAAUUAACUCACUGUACCUCCUGCCCGGGGGUCUGCAACCUGCGGUUAUUUAGCCCCUCAGUGGUGGCUCCCUGUAGCUUUGGAAAAAAUGAUUUAUGGGAAUAAGUAACAUUUUUUUUUUAUUUUCUUUUUUCUUUCGAAAGGAACUCCUCUUUUUUUUUGUAGAGAUAAAGGUGAAACAUAAAAGUGUUUUAUACUAUGUCUACAGCAAGCCCACCUCCCACUGCCUCCUGUCUGCGCUCACAGGAGCAAGUCAACCUAAUCUAUUUUAUUUAUUUGUCAUAGAAAUAUGGAAUAACAUUCAUAUGAACAUGAAGAAGUAUGCAUUUGGAUUCAUGGCCAUCCUUGUAGAGGAUGAAAUCCAAAUCAAUCCAUUAUUAAUUUCAAAGUGGGUUAUUUUUCACUUCAACAAGGACUUGAGUAGCUCUGCGUGUGUUUUAUUUCAAAGUAGGCCUACACAUCCCAGUGUUCUUUUUUUCUCCAUUUUUCUUUUAAAAGCAAUUCAAUUGCAACAGAUUUCUUUUUCUAGUUGUAUAUAAAACUUUAUACAGCUCCCAAACAUGGCUCUUGAUAGUGAAGGUUGCAGACGCCCGUUUAGUCCAUUUAGCUGUUGGUUGUAGCUGAUGAUUGUGUAGUUGUUUGAACGUCUGUUGUUUCACCAUGUUGUUUGUUUUGUUGUGAGGUGUUUUUACAGUGUCUCACUGUACGACCCUUGUUGAUGGAGAGUAUUUCAAAAUGUCACUCUUCCUAGACGUGCUCCUAUGUACCAAGUGUUUUCUUCUCAUGGAAUGAAAUGUUGGCUUUUAUGCAAAGUAAAAAAAAAAAAAAGAUUAUAAUUUUGGUGCUUUUUAAACAAAGUAAAACAUAGCGGCAGAAUUGUGAAGAUUCUAAACGCUGAUUUCAAAAUGUACAUUUUGUGAGCCUAGCGGUGGCUGAGAAGAGUGUUAAGCGUAGCACUUUAGAAAUGAGACUGUCUAAUUAUGAAGGACACUGUAACUAUGGAGACAUGUACCUGUAUCCUGAUAGCACUGUCCUGACUCGACAUAUCUCCCGUUAUUGUUAUGGGACACUCAGCUGAUCCUUCGACCUCCUAAAACACUCCUGCUACUGAACCACUGUAACUGUUGACCAUAGAUCUGUGAAGUCUCUGUGAAUAAAAGGAAAAAACAAACACAAAAA
Solea senegalensis (Senegalese sole) is the source of this 2421-nucleotide messenger RNA. RefSeq names its product chromobox homolog 3b (gene cbx3b). Gene Ontology annotation, biological process: chromatin organization; negative regulation of transcription by RNA polymerase II. Gene Ontology annotation, cellular component: nucleus; pericentric heterochromatin. The coding region runs from base 221 to 787 and encodes 188 amino acids. Gene Ontology annotation, molecular function: chromatin binding. The transcript has 5 exons. Lineage: Eukaryota; Metazoa; Chordata; Actinopteri; Pleuronectiformes; Soleidae. The record is from RefSeq and is a predicted model, not a curated record.